AUGUCUAAAUUAUAUAAGAAUGCAUCCCAAAGCAAUUUCUAUCAAUCCCAAACUGUUCCAAAAUUUAGAUCUCCAAAUCCUGUUGGUCCAUCAUUACCUAAGUACAAUGAUUGGUUAGGAUCUGAGGAAGGGAAUACUUUAUUAAAUGCACUCAAAAAAGAAAAUCAUGCCUUGAAGGAACAUGUAUCUAAAUCAAAAGUAUUCUUAGAAUAAAACAAUAGAAGGAUAUUUAAAAAAUGUGGUAAAGGUAUUUGAAUCAUUGAAUUUUGAAAAUUCUAACUUAAGAAAAGAAAUUGAAUAAAGAACUGAAGAUUUGCAACGGGUAAUUGAAUCUACAGCAACUAAUCAAACAUUAAAUGAGUAAGAUCUUAGACAUUAAAUAUAAUUGUAUGAAGAUGAACUUGGUGUACUUAAUUAACAUAUUAGCAAUAUUAAAGGAGGAGAUCAAUUGUAAAAGUCUAUUUUAGAAGAGAAGGAGAAUUAACUUAAAAAAUCAAAGGAAUUGAUUUAAAAAUUAGAGUCAAAUUUAAAUAGUAUGUAUUAGAAAGAGAAAGAUGUAUCAAAUGAGGCACAAACCAAAGACAUAAAAAUAAAAGAAUUAACUGAUAAAUAUAAUGAAUUGAAUAAAAAAUAGAAACCUUUAGAGGAAAAGGUUAGAUAAUUAAAUUAGCAAAAUGAUAAUUUGAUUUAAAAAGUAAAUUAAUUGGAGAGUGCAAAAAAGAAAUUAGAAGAGGAUGAAGAUACAAAAUUUAAAGAUUUAUAUACUCAAAAUUAUUCAUAAAAAACUGAUUUAGAACAUCUACGUCAUUUAUGUAAUCAAUAAGAAUUGUUAAUAAAAGAAUUAAGAUCAGAAUUAGGUUCUUUGAAAUAAGAAAAUUAUCCAUAAUAAAUAAUUAUAUUAAAAUAAGAGUUGAAUUCUAAUUAAUAAGAAUUAAUUUUAGAAUAAAAACGACAUAGUAAUGCAUAAUAGAGAGAGUAAUCUUAAAAUGAAAAACUUACAUCUAUUAAAUUACAAUUAGAUGGAUUAUAAACUAAAUAUAAUUUAUUAUUAUCAGAUUAUGAAAAUUUAAAAUUAGAAUAUGAUAAUGAUUUGGAGAAAUUGAAUUAAAAAUAAAAAUAAAUGAUUGAGAAAUAAAAGUUAGCAAAUUAAUAAUUGAUUUCUGAUCAUAAUUUAGAGAUAUCAAGAUUAGAAUUUAGGAUUAAGGAAUUAACAUUGUAAAUUGAAUUAUUAUAAAAAGAGAAUUAAUAAAAGGAUAAGUAAUUAUUAGAAAUGAAAUAAUUAUUAUUAGAUUUAGAAAACUUAAGGAGAGAAUUGAUUGAAUAAAAAACUAUUAUUGUAUAAAGAGAUCAUAAAAUUGAAAUAUUAACAUAAUAAUAUAAUGAAUAUUUGGAGAGUUCUAAAAAAAAAUAUUAAGAUUUGGAUGAUAGAUACAAUAAUUUAUAAGAAUUAUUUAGAAAAGAGUAAGAAAAAAAUGAUACUCUUUUUAAAUAAAAUGAAAAGAUGUAAUGGUAUAAAGAAUAAUUUGAUGAAAUGGAAGAAAAGAUAAGAAAUCUUAAAUUAGUAUAAGAAAAUUACAAAAUUGAAAUAAAUACUUAUUAAUCAAAAAUUUCAAGAUUAGAAAUUGAAAAUGAAGAAGUUAAAUAAUUACAUAAUACAAAUGAAUAAGAAAUAGUUUAAAUAUAAGCAUAUGCUAGAAAAUUAGAAAAAUAAAUUUAAGAGAUUGAAUUAUUAAAAUUAGAAAAUAAAACUUUGAGAGAAACUAAUUUUAGAGAAGCUAUUGCAUUUUAAACUACAACUUAAACUCAUAAUAGAAGAUCUACUACUUCAAAAUAGGAUGAAUAAGAUUCAGGAUCCAAAGAACCUACUAAUAUUUAAACAAGAGGAUUUAAUGUUACAUCUAAGUAUUUUUAUAUAUUAGAUUUUUUUUAGUAAAACUUUAACUACUUAACCUUCUCAUUAAUAAUUGAAAUAGUAAUUACAAAAAACAAGCAAUUAAAAUUCAAAUCAUCUUUUACAAACUUAUGAUGUUUAGAAUGAUUUGGAGUAUAGAAAUUAUCCAUAUAGAACAUAUUAUAAAAAUAAAUGA
Paramecium primaurelia is the source of this 2087-nucleotide messenger RNA. NCBI's taxonomy places the organism in Eukaryota, Ciliophora, Oligohymenophorea, Peniculida, Parameciidae. The record is from the annotation of a GenBank genome assembly.